Messenger RNA from Gracilinanus agilis (Agile Gracile Mouse Opossum), 1536 nucleotides. RefSeq names its product 5'-nucleotidase domain containing 4 (gene NT5DC4). Lineage: Eukaryota; Metazoa; Chordata; Mammalia; Didelphimorphia; Didelphidae. Gene Ontology annotation, molecular function: 5'-nucleotidase activity. The record is from RefSeq and is a predicted model, not a curated record.
AUGGCUGCUCUGAACCAAGGAGAGCUCAGCCCAGAGCCUGAAAGCCCAGUCUCUUCCUGGGGGCUGAAGAAGGACUGGGACCAUCGGAUAUUUGUGAACCGCAGCCUGGCCCUGGGUAAGAUCAGAUGUUUCGGAUUCGACAUGGACUACACUCUGGCCGUGUACAAAUCUCCCGAUUACGAGGCGCUGGCAUUUGAGCUGCUUCUGGAGAGGCUGGUCUGCAUCGGCUACCCCCAUGAGAUCCUCCACUAUGCCUACAACCCUUCCUACCCCACCAGGGGUCUGGUGUUUGAUGUACUCUAUGGCAACCUGUUGAAAGUGGACACCCAUGGGAACGUGUUGCUGGCUACUCAUGGCUUCUCCUUCCUUACUGAGGCUGAAAUCUGGAGUUUGUACCCCAGCAAGUUCAUUCAUCGAGAUGACAUCCAAAGGUUCCACAUUCUCAACACCCUCUUCAACCUUCCAGAAACAUACCUCUAUGCUUGCCUAGUGGACUUUUUCACCAACUGCUCCAGAUACACUAACUGCGACACGGGCUACCAGCAUGGGAACCUCUUCAUGUCCUUUCGCAGCCUUUUCCAGGAUGUGUCUGACGCCAUGGACAAUGUCCACCUGUUGGGCUGCCUGAAAGAGAAGACCUUGGAGAAUCUGGAGAAAUACGUGGAGAAGGAUGCUCGCAUUCCUCUCCUACUGGGGAAGAUGAAAGAAGUUGGGAAAGUGUUUCUGGCCACCAACAGUAACUACAACUACACCAACGCGAUCAUGACCUACCUGUUUGACUGUGGCCAGGUGGAAGCUUUGGCUCGGCCCUGGCAAUCCUAUUUUGACCUAAUUGUGGUGGACACACAGAAACCACGCUUCUUUGCAGAAGGAACAGUCCUGAGACAGGUCAACACGGACUCAGGAAAGCUACGAAUUGGAACGUACACUGGGCCCCACCAACACUGUGCUGUCUACUCUGGAGGCUCAUCAGAUAUAGUAUGUGAGCUGCUUGGAGUAAGGGGGAAAGACAUCCUGUACAUUGGGGACCACAUCUUUGGUGACAUCCUCAAGUCCAAGAAGCGGCAGGGCUGGCGUACCUUCCUCGUGGUGCCCGAGCUGGCCCGGGAAUUGGCUGUCUGGGCCCAGGAGAAUGAGCUGUUUGAGGAGCUGCAGAAACUGGAGGUGUCUUUGGCUGAGCUGUACCAGCGCAUGGACAGGAGGAGCUGUGGGCAGGAGGACAUCGGCGCCACCAAGAGAGAGAUUCAGAGGGUGACGCGGGACAUGGACCUCUGCUACGGCAAGAUGGGAAGCCUGUUCCGCUGCGGCUUCCGACAGACCUUGUUUGCCAACCAGCUGAUGCGCUACGCGGAUCUCUACUCCUCGUCUGUCCUGAACCUCCUGCGCUACCCACUGAGCUGCCUGUUCAGGGCUGCGCCAGUGUUGAUGCCUCACGAAUGCGGUGGAGCUGGAGAGGGACAGUGGAGACCCCGGGAAGGGCCAGAGGAAUAUGAAAACUGUUCUGCAGGGAUUCAUGGAGGGCCACGAGGGAGAUGA